UCUCCUUUCUCACUGUGCGUUUUAGGGUUUUAGCGCCAGAGAGGCGAGCUCCACUCUCACAGGUGAGCUAGCGAUCGCUGUACGAUCCAUGGAAAGAAUGCAGCUGGUGUGUGUGUCCGGGCACACGCUCCUGGCGCUGCUCUUCCUCGUCGCGGCUUACAUCGAUCUGUGCGACGCGGCCUCCGUCUUCGAUGUCUAUCGCGCGAUACAGUACGAUUUGCGAGGGAUUCCAAUGGGGUCGCGGCGCGCGAGCUUGAAUCACCACGCUAGCUCCGGACUGUCUGUGCCUGGAUCCGACAUUACCAGGUCUGUCGUGAUUCUUCCCAUUGCAAAGGUCAACAUUACGCUCCUCAAUGAGUAUCUUCAAGGAAAGCGAAUCUUGGGUGGACUCUUGCUCUUGCUCCCGGAGAAAGGCCAUGGCGACGAUAACAAAGACGAAGAUGCGGAUGAAAAUCUCCAGGUCGAGCGUGACCUUGAGAAUUGGAUCAUCAAGAACAACGUUCCUUAUCCUGUUUACUUUGUCUACGAGACCCCAAGUCUCAAAGCUUUGUUGGAUGAAGUUAUAGCGAACGAUCUAGCGGGGAAGCCUGCCACUGCCACCACUGGAGGGUUUAAGCUAGUUAUUUCCGGUCCUGAGCCCAGAAAAAUUCCACCUCCAUCGCUCGUUAACAUCCAGGCAUGGCUACCUGGACUGAGAAGCGAGGGUGAUAGUUCUGUUGUCCAAACUAUAGCUAUAGUAGCAUGGUAUGAUACCUUUGGGGCGGCUCCAGGGAUUCCUGCUGGGACUGAUAGCAACGGAAGUGGCGCUGUCGCACUCCUGGAGAUUGCUCGGCUAUUUUCUCGUCUGUAUGCCAAUCCGAAAACGAGGGGUCGGUACAACCUUCUCUUUGCCUUGACUGCUGGAGGGCCUUACGAUUACGAGGGUACUUCUAAGUGGUUAAAGAGCUUUGACCAACGGCUUAGGGAGAGCAUCGACUAUGCGAUAUGCCUCAAUUCUCUUGGCUCUAUAUCUGGGGAAAAAUUGUGGUUGCAUGUUUCUAAACCACCAGAAAACGCUUAUAUCAGACAAAUACACGAGGGACUUUCUGAAGUAGCGACAGAGUUGGGACUAACGGUCGAGGUUAAGCACAAAAAGAUCAACAUUUCAAGCUCACGGGUCGCUUGGGAGCACGAGCAAUUUUCCAGGCAGAGAAUAACGGCUGCCACGUUGUCGGAGCUUGAAACUCCUCCAGAGCUUCUAGAAAAUGCGGGAAGUAUUGUGGACACGAGGGCUAACAUCACGCAAGUGAUCCUGAGCACCAAGCUCGUUGCAGAAUCUUUAGCUAGAUACAUAUACGAUCAACAAGACAAGCAUAUAACAGUCUUUGCCGACGGGAGUAAUCUAGCAGUCAGCCGUUCAUACGUUCAAGGUUGGUUGAACUUACUCUCGCGAACGCCUAGAAUGGCCCCAUUUUUGUCCAGAAACUCUCCAAUCAUUGCUGCCUUUCACAAGGAACUUGCGGAUCGCAUCGAGGACGUGAAAAUCCAACACGAGACAAUGGACUCAUCCUUCACGUUUUACGACUCAACAAAGUUCGUUCUCAGCAUUUUCCAGGUCGCGAGCGUGACAUUCGAUCUGGUAGUUAUGCUGGCUGUUGGCUCAUACCUCGGGCUUCUUUUUGUGAUUGCACUUGUAACAACAAAGGGAUUGGACGACCUUUUCCGAAAACCACCUUCCUCGAGGAAGAUCAAGGGAACGUGAGCGUGUUCGAAGACAAAGAGAAACUUUGGCCAUUUUGUAAGCAGCUGUUAUUUUGGAUCGCUGUGUUUUCACGUCUAAUGUGUUAGGGGCUCUCACUCGUGAAAUCCAAACACUAAAAUAUACAGACGAAGAGAUAAAAGAAUUCGGUUCCUUCA
Selaginella moellendorffii is the source of this 1896-nucleotide messenger RNA. Its product is annotated as nicalin. Lineage: Eukaryota; Viridiplantae; Streptophyta; Lycopodiopsida; Selaginellales; Selaginellaceae. The record is from RefSeq and is a predicted model, not a curated record. The coding region runs from base 89 to 1741 and encodes 550 amino acids. Gene Ontology annotation, cellular component: endoplasmic reticulum membrane. Gene Ontology annotation, biological process: regulation of signal transduction. The transcript has 14 exons.